UUGUUUCAAACAGAGAGAACACAGAAUAAACUCUUCAGUAUGAAACUUUCCAUCAGAAUUUUUCUUUUCUGUCUGCUCUGUGGAGCUUUAUCAGCAGCUUGGGACUCUAACAGGAACAUUCAGCCUGCAGCCGGCACCUUCGGACACCAGAAACAAGACCAGCCUGAAGGCCAGGAACCACCAGAUGUCCUCCAGGAGAAGCAGUCUUUCCGAGAACCGUUGUCUUGGAGGUAUCCAGACCCUCCGCCUGAGGAGGAGCCUCGGUUUCCUCCAGACUUUGAGCUGAAGGCUCCAGUGGCACCUGAUAGUGUCAGCGCCGUCUGCGGGGAAAACUCUGUCCGGGUGGAGGCCAAGAUGGACUUGCUGGGGAUUGGUAAACCUGUCCUGGCUGCAGACGUCACACUCGGAGGAUGUCCUGCCACAGGGGAGGAUCCCGAAGCUCAGGUCCUGAUCUUUGAGUCAGAGCUGCACGGAUGUGGAAGCCAGCUGCUGAUGUCAGAGGACUCAUUCAUCUACGCCUUUACAUUGCAUUACACCCCCAGUCCUCUGGGGGACAGUCAAAUCAUCCGAACCAGAGACGUCACAGUCAGCAUCCAGUGUCACUACCAGAGGAAGCAUGAUGUGAGCAGCGGGCUGUUGAAGCCGAUCUGGAGGCCGCUCAGUGUCACUAAAGCUUCAGAGGAAAGUCUCUACUUCUCCAUCAAACUCAUGACUGAUGAUUGGCAGUCCCCUCGUCCGUCCACUCAGUUCCUGCUGGGAGACAUGAUGAAGUUUGAAGUUUCAGUCAGACAGUUUCAUCACAUCCCUCUCAAAGUGACGGUGGACAGCUGCGUCGCCACUGUGGUCCCAAACAUCGACACCGUCCCUCGAUACGCCUUCCUGGGGAACAACGGGUGCCUGUUUGACAGUCAGCUGACACACUCCAGCUCUCAGUUCCUGCCUCGGUCUCAGGAUGACAAAUUGCAGUUUGAGGUGGAGGCGUUCAGGUUCCAGCAGGAUGACAGUGGUGUGAUCUACAUCACCUGUAGUGUGAAAGCCACAGCAGCUUCUGCAGCUGUUGAUGCCACCAAUAAGGCCUGUUCGUUCUCCAACGGUUGGAGGGAGGCCAGUGGCAGCCAUCAGGUGUGUACCUGCUGUGAUACAGACUGUGGGUCAGGAAGCCAUAAUCAACUGGCUGGUACAGGUUCUCAGUGGGAACAGGAGACAUCUGUGGGACCAAUCACAGUGAAGGAGAGACCUCUACAGUGAAAAAAAAAAAAAAGAACUUUACAAAUAAAAUAUAAGGUCUUUCUACUCUUGA
Plectropomus leopardus (leopard coralgrouper) is the source of this 1300-nucleotide messenger RNA. RefSeq names its product zona pellucida sperm-binding protein 3-like. Lineage: Eukaryota; Metazoa; Chordata; Actinopteri; Perciformes; Serranidae. The record is from RefSeq and is a predicted model, not a curated record. Gene Ontology annotation, molecular function: acrosin binding. Gene Ontology annotation, cellular component: extracellular matrix. Gene Ontology annotation, biological process: positive regulation of acrosome reaction; egg coat formation; binding of sperm to zona pellucida.